Molecule: messenger RNA, 950 nt
Organism: Dermochelys coriacea (leatherback sea turtle)
Lineage: Eukaryota; Metazoa; Chordata; Testudines; Dermochelyidae
Gene: MUSTN1
Product: musculoskeletal, embryonic nuclear protein 1
Exons: 3
Coding region: 347-577 (76 amino acids)
Biological process (GO): chondrocyte proliferation; chondrocyte differentiation; tissue regeneration
Cellular component (GO): nucleus
Source: RefSeq, a predicted model, not a curated record
CUGGAAGAACUAUUUGUUAUAGUAGAGUGGACUGAACUUCCAUCCGCUCAGUUUCAUUACUGCAGCUGUCUCCUCUUGUCAAUUCUGAACUUCAUCCAGCUCCAGCCAGGCAGGUCAGUAAAUUCUACAAACCCCAGUCAUCGCUAAGAAUAAACCUUUCCAAACAGCAGCCUGUGUCAACCUGAAUCAUUCUGGGAUCUGGUUUGGGAAAAUGACCCAGCUAAUGACUUCAUAUUAAUGGUCUAUAUAAGUCAAGGAAAAACCAGGCUGCUGCAGAGUGCAUUAGGAGCAGAUCCAAGGGAAAAACUGCCUCCGAGAGGACUAAUAUUGAGUGAGUACCCCAGCUAUGUCACAGGCAGCCCCUGUGAAAAAGAAGCGUCCUCCAGUGAAGGAGGAAGAUCUCAAAGGGGCUAGAGGAAAGCUCUCCACUAACCAGCAAAUUAAAUCCAAAACCUACCAAGUCAUGAAGCAAUGUGAACAAGAGGGCUCUGUGGCUCCUUCCAUAUUCAGUCAAGAUCGGACAGGAGGGGAAACAGCCUUUGAGAAGCCUAAAGAAGGGCCACCAAAGUGUCUUUAGCUGAUAACCAAGUUUAACCUGUGUGACAAAGAUUCCUAAUGCAACAUUUAAUCCCAAAUUGCUGUUGCUCAUACUAAACUUAUUGCUGCACUAGUAAGUCAACUUAAUUCUUUCAUAUUAAUCAUUAAUUAGGAGGACUCAUGUAGGCUACAACUUCCUUUUAUAAAUUUAAAUAUUUUCUUUCUAUAUUGUACAUGCUGUAAUGGGUUCAAUAAGAACCUGGUCACUGGACACAGGCUGGCAUAGUAAUGACCAAUUUCUGCUUAAAUGACGUAUGUGUUUUUUUUAAGACUUAUGUUCCAGAGCUGUGAUCUAGUUCAAUUUUCAAUAUAAUCUUAAAUGCAAAAAAAGUAAAAUAAAUGAGUGAUAUGGA